AUGAUCGAUGGCCUGCGCAAACUCCGAGUUAUGUCGACGCCGACGCCGACGCCUGCGGGUAUGGGGACAGCGGCUGGGACCGCUAUUGCGCCUAACAAGAACUCUCCACACCUCCACUCUGUUGCCAGCAGUCUGCGCUCGUGUCUUGACGGGAUGCUACCGGACAACCUGCGCAACGACAGCGCCGCCUUCCAGCAGCAUUUGACGCAGCAGAAGACGCGGCUGCAGACGGAGAAGAAUUCGUGGCGCUUUGGCCUCAAUUACCUCUUCGAGACCCUCAAACAGCACAAGGAUUGGUACGCGCGAAACCAGCAGUUCGUGCAGCUACGAAAAGACGUCAAGCGAUUCGAGGCCCAUGUGGCUACUGUGAGGACAAUUCUGUCCGAGAGUGUGAGUAAACUGGACCUGGAAGCGGGACUACGAGGCGCCGAGCUCGAGGGCCGCGUGGGCGCGUACAAGAUCAUGUUUGAGGUCACCAAGAUCGUGUCCAACCUCAGUCGCCCACUAGUCAAGCUGCAGAUCCUAAAGCCCAAUGAGUCUUCGCUCUCGGUUUACUGCGACACUUUCGUGCUGGACAUUGUGCUGUCGGGAGGGGAGGGUGCAGUGGAGUCGGCGUCGCUGACGACGGUGGAGAAAGAUCAGACUAGUCAGUUCCCAGACCGAGACGAAGAUUUGCUGGCGUCUCUUAAGCUGCUGGCAAAUGGAGACAGCACCAACUUUACGGAAAAACUUCACCGACUGAUCAACCGUGCCGAGCUGGCCGUCAAGUUCCCAGAGAUGAACUUUGAACAGCUUGAGAUGGAGCUUUACACCAAGGUCACAGAGGCGUGCAGUCAACAGAAAUACUGGUCGGCAAAGCGCGCAGUGGAAGGAGUUCGAGUCAUGUUCAAGGACCCGAAUGCUUGCAUCCCCGUGAUUGAACCGCCUCGAAAGCGUGUAAAGCUUGAUGAAGCGCAAGCCUCUGCUACAUCUGCAGCUGGUGCCUCGGGGGCUACUACAGGCGCUACAGACUCAGUCGCCAUGGAUGGAAGCAACGACGACCACGAUGACCCGAGCAAAACCUCGUCGACCGAUGUUCUGUCUCCGCUGGCUAAUGGCGAAUGGACUGGCAGUAUUAGUUUCAUUGAAUGGCGAGAUCAAGUGGCGCUGCACGUCGUUGGGGAGGCUCCUCUCGUCAUGGUCGGUCAACAGGCUCGCAAGUUGGCGCUUGUAGCCAUGCAAAAGCACGCGAAGACGGCUGCGACAGCGCAGAAAGAUGUGCAUGAAGACGAGAAGCUCUUUAACGAGUUUGUGAGCUGGACGACGCCGGACGGGAAGAAGCCGAUUCUCCCUCGACUGCAUUUCGCUCGGGACCGCAGCAUAUGCUCCGUGUUUCCGUCUCGGUCUUCUCUAGCGAUGCGCCAGGAGUACACGCUGACAACGAAAGAGAUUUCUGGAGGUCUUAAGCUGCACUCGUUCCCCAUUCCGCUGAUGAACGCUUCGAUGGAGACGCUGACAAACGUUCUUCAAGUCUGCGGGAGAAGUUUGUUCUUCCACGCGUUGCUGCUGUCUGCUUUCUGCUCACGAAGUAACACGUUUGGUCAACGUAUUGCUGCGGAUAAUGACGAAGCUGUCAAUGCUCGCAUCAAGGUAGAUGUAGCGGCAGCAGAGCGCAUUACCAUGAACACGGGGGACCUUUUGGGCGCCGACAAGCAAGUGCUGAUCGAGGUGAACACUAAACCGGAUUGUUCGCUGGAACUUAGCGUCAAAUACCAGACCGAGGCAACUCCCUCGCUCCCUCUGGAAAACGCGGCUACACUGCAGAAGCUGGCGAGUGUUUGCCACUCGAUCCCUCUGCUGACGUACUAUGCGUUGAAGCGUACUGUGCAAGCGAAGAACGGCCCGUCGUCUGCUGUCGCAGCAGGUGCUAAUGGCGAAGACUGCAAUGGCAUCGCGGCUCUAGACGGCGAUCUGUCGGUCUCGAUGAAGAUGGAAGGAGAAGGAAUGCUGCUGGACGAGAUGGAUAUGUUCUAG
Messenger RNA from Phytophthora infestans T30-4, 2013 nucleotides. RefSeq lists its product as uncharacterized. The transcript has 10 exons. Bases 1 to 2013 code for a protein of 670 amino acids. The record is from RefSeq and is a predicted model, not a curated record. Lineage: Eukaryota; Oomycota; Peronosporomycetes; Peronosporales; Peronosporaceae.